AGAGUAUGAAUGGCUGGGGAGGUGCAGAGGGUGCUUCCCGAAUCUGGAGCCCCCGCUCCACAUUCUCUCACUCUCUCUAUUUCUGCGUUCGCGCAUUCGGAGGGGCCGUAGCACGAAUCUCGCCGCUUGUGUCCAAUCCCAAUUCCCCGCUCACAUUGCAGUAGAGCCUGUGGCCACUGUGAAUUGCACUUCAGAGCUUCUUACUGUGUGAGAUUUUGCGAGGUUUUGCCAAGUUUCAGAGGGUUUUUUGUUUUAAGGUUUGCAAGGAGGAGCAUGGCGCUGCAGAAUCAGCUUUUGAUUGGCAACAGAAGGGCGACGAGCGGAUUCGGUGACUGCUCGUCGUUCCUGCCUGGGAAGCCCUCUGGGACGAGAGCGCAGCGGCUGGCCACCCGCAGGUCGCUGCUGCUGUGGGGUGCCAGAGCCAAUUUGGACGCGUCGGGUGGGUUUGGCACGGAUUUGUUCACUGAGACCAGGGCUGCGGGUGGCGGUGUGAAGACGGAGAAUCGGUUGGAGAACGUUUUCGGCUCUUUCGAUGGAGGUAUGGUAAAAGAGUCGAAGAGAACGUUGGAGUUUGUGAAGUACCAAGGUAUCGGCAAUGACUUCAUCAUGGUCAACAACCUCGAUUUUUCGGAACCGAUCAUAACUGCGGCAGAGGCUGUUCGCUUGUGUGACCGCCAUCUCGGCAUUGGUGGCGAUGGUGUCAUCUUUGUCAUGCGGGACGGGGAAGAUUAUCAAAUGCGAAUCUACAACUCUGACGGUUCUGAACCAGAGAUGUGUGGCAAUGGAAUUCGCUGUUUCGCCAAGUAUCUUGCUGACCUUGAGCAGGCAUCAGCACCCAGGAGUUACAAAGUCCUCACUCUCGCAGGCCACAUGAUUCUUGAAUUGCGGGAAGACGGACAGGUCUGCGUGGAUAUGGGACCUCCUAUACUGGAAGCACCUCAGAUUCCAACUAAGCUUGCUCCUCAAGGGGAGGUUGUCAAAGCACCGUUGGAUGUGGAUGGAAAGACGUGGCUGAUGACGUGUGUUAGCAUGGGCAAUCCUCACGCUAUCACCUUCGGACAGGAAGGAGGAGAGGGGUUGAAUGUUGAUGCACUUCCUUUGGAGCAAAUUGGACCUCUAUUUGAGCACCACGAAGUGUUUCCUGCGAGAACAAACACAGAGUUUGUUGAGGUCUUCUCUCGUAAUCACCUCAAAAUGCGCGUGUGGGAACGGGGCGCCGGUGCUACUCAGGCCUGUGGAACUGGAGCUUGUGCGGUAGUUGUUGCUGCAGUGAAGGAAGGUCGCGCCGAAAGGAGGUGCACAGUUGAUCUGCCCGGUGGUCCGCUGGAAAUUGAGUGGAGAGAAUCGGACAACCACAUCUACAUGACCGGCCCUGCGAAGAGAGUAUUUCAGGGCACAGUUGUGCUCGAGAAUUAGUGGAGAGGAGUGUUGUAGUCGACUUGCAACUUGGGGUUAGAUACAUUUUGAGUCUGGCUGAUCAGCUACAUGCUCUUCCUUUUUUGAAACACAAUUGCCUACGGUUUGCAGCUCUUAUCAGCAAUUGUGAACUCUAAAUUUUUGGCUUUUCUGGUCAACUAUAUCCUCGUCAUCCAAGGGGUUUCUCUUUGCAUGACAUGUCCAAUGGAGUGAUGCAUUUCCUUGUGAAA
Physcomitrium patens is the source of this 1646-nucleotide messenger RNA. RefSeq lists its product as uncharacterized. Lineage: Eukaryota; Viridiplantae; Streptophyta; Bryopsida; Funariales; Funariaceae. Gene Ontology annotation, cellular component: cytosol; cytoplasm. Gene Ontology annotation, molecular function: diaminopimelate epimerase activity. The record is from RefSeq and is a predicted model, not a curated record.